Messenger RNA from Marmota flaviventris (yellow-bellied marmot), 2090 nucleotides. The record is from RefSeq and is a predicted model, not a curated record. Lineage: Eukaryota; Metazoa; Chordata; Mammalia; Rodentia; Sciuridae.
GAUGAUUAUUAAACGUGAAGUUUAUAAAGCGCAGUCCUACAGGUUCCUGAGUAUGUGAGUUUCAGUGACAUUGGCAUGGAGGUCCUGUUGUAGAUCCGGACUAUGCUCUUCCCUUUGUCCUCUGUGAAGGAAGGAAGGUAGCCGUAUUCCAUACUUGCUUCUGAACAAUUCCUGGAAAUAUGUCAGAGCAUGAACAAUCAGAAAGGUGCUCCUUAGAGUAGGCUGAGCGAAGGCCUGAUACAGAUGGUUAGAAUAAAGGUGGAGGUUUGAGCUCCUGAAGUGGUCAAAUUCAGGGAGUCUCUUAGAGUGGACAGCCCAAAUAUGUGGAUCUGUUCAUCUGAACUUGUCCUUGAGGUUUGAAUUUUGAGAGAAAACAGGUCAGGCAAAGAGGUAAGGGAGGGGCCUCAUGCUCAGUGUCUGCAUUGCAAACUGGCCAGCCCCAAGCUGGUUCUAAAAGUUCUGUUGACCUCCAUGUCAUAUCCUGUGGAUGGAAUUGCUUAAGUGAAUUCAACAUGACAGACCCAUGUAAGGGAGAGAAGGCAAAUAAAGCAAGACAAUCCAAUCCCCUGGAUGAUAAAAUACUUAAAAGGAGUGGCUAUGUGGAAGGUGAUAACCAUCAAUUUAAACAAGGUGUUACUAGAUCCCAGAGUGACAGUUGAUUCUGGUGGUGUCAGGAGAUAUUUCACUUGGAAAAGGAGUUGUUGAACUGAAGUCCAUGGGUAUAUAACUCAAUGUGUUCAUGAAAUUGAGCAGGAAAAGAAGGUACAUGGUUUAAUUGAAGAUUAUUUUUUUCUUUAAUUAUGAUUGCAGGUAAUAAACUAUAUAGUAUUAGCAAUACCUGUGAUUUUGUUAACCAUCUAAAUCAUAAAGAUAUUUAUAUCAUUCUCUAGUUUCAGAUAUUUUAAACCAUUGUUCAGACUCAUUACUUUUGAAAUUAAUUUGUUCUUCAUAUUUAAUGUGCUGAUGAAGCACAUACUUGGUGCUUUAAUACUUUUGAAGGUUGUAUUUCAAUAUUAGCUUUUUAAAGAAUUCUGUGUAUUUCAUUUUAUGCAUUUAAAACAUUUUUUUUCUGAGAAGUCCAUGAGUAUUACCAGACUACCAAGGGGAUCAUGGCACCAAAAAGGUUUAAAACUCUAAUUUAGAAGGCAGUGACUAAUCUGUAUCCUGAAUUUUAGGAUCCUUUUGAGGAUCAGGGUGUAUUUUAUUUUUUAUAAGCCCCACAAUAUUGCAUUAAUAAAGCUUUUACAUUCUCAGUUUUUCUUCAAAGGACAUAGGUUCCAUAUGUUCGCAGGAUCUCCCAGCCUUCUGAUGGGGCCCUAGGCCUCACAGUUGCUAGACCUUCCCAGUGACAUAUUUGGAACUAUCCUCAGCCAUCUGCAGCAUUCUGGGCCCCUUGGACUAUGAGCCACUGCUCCCCGCCCCAGCAGGGACUGUACGUCACAGCUUCUCAGCAGAUGUCCUGGAGCCUACUGAAUGAGUAGUUCCCUGAGGUGCCCUACUGGGGAGCCUAAGCUUUGGGGCCCAGAGGAAAGGACUCAGACAAGGUAUAAAAUUCCCUUUUGAGCCCACAGGUCCCCAGAGCCUGGGGACCAAUCAGGUACUCUGCCUUCAAAUGUCUGCUGGACCAGCUUGGUCAGAGUUUGGAGAAACCCAGGAAUGAAGAAGGCCUGGGUCUUCUGUUUCCCCAGUUUAGGAAGAUGAGAGAAUAAAUAAAAUCGUUGCUGCUCCGAGAAAACCUAGGAAAAGAGACCAUGGAGAUUUUGACCUCCUGCCAUGAGGAAAAGGCUCUUCCUUCUCAAGCCCCAGCCCUUUCCCAAGACAGCAAAGACCAGAGCAAGUUCCAGGAGCCCUUGACCCUCAAGGAUGUGGCUGUGGUCUUCACCCAGGAGGAGCUGGGGCUGUUGGACUCUGCCCAGAGGAAGCUGUACCAAGAUGUGAUGCUGGAGAACUUUAGGAACCUGGUGUCUGUGGGUGAGGGGAACUUCUGUGGGUAAUUGACACGAGUUUAUUGCUGUGUUCUUAUUCCCUGGAAGGAAGAUGUUUAUGGUCUUUAAAUCCUUUUUAAAAUAAAACUUAGUUUGGGCCUGUAA